Messenger RNA from Entrophospora candida, 201 nucleotides. NCBI's taxonomy places the organism in Eukaryota, Fungi, Glomeromycota, Glomeromycetes, Entrophosporales, Entrophosporaceae. The record is from the annotation of a GenBank genome assembly.
AUGCCAUACCUUAAAACUUUGUCUAAAUUGGAAAACAUUGACAUGAAUACAUGGAAUUUAAUUUGCAUACAGCUUCUAGAAGCUGUAAGUUUUAUGCAUGAUCUUAAUAUUGAUCAUCUUGACCUUAAAGCAGAUAAUACUGUUUUUGAUCCUCAGACAAAACAAAUUUUUAUAAUUGGCUUUGGUCAUGCUAAGAAGUGA